CGCGCACAUCGCGAUGGGAGAAGCGGAAGCGUACAUUCAACUGCGCUUGGCGGAGACGUUGUUCCAUGAGAUGGAGAAGCUCGAGAACGAACUUGGCAGUGGAAGCCUUGCAUUCCAAGAGAGACUGACGGUCACGAUGGAACGGCUGCACAAACUCAAGGCGAACCCGGCGUUGUCGGACCUGUACAGCCCAAACGAGUCGGCGCACGAGUUGCAAAUUUCGCAGCUCCAGUUUCUCCUACUGGAGUACUACCUCGGCAUGCUUGCUCAAAAGAUCAACACGAUUCAAGUUAGUGGUGGACAGAAUGACCGAAGCGUGUUCGUCGCCGCCAGGCUGAAGAACCUCACGUACGCUUCGGCGCUGCUCGAUGCGUUCCUCGACCAAUGUGUCAAUGUGGAGCUACUCAAGCGCUCGGAGCGCGCGGCGCAGCUUAGUCAACUCGAGCAGGGACGCAAAGAGACCCGUGAAGACAAAAUUCGCAAGUGGCAACUGGCACAGGAAGCCGACAAAGCGUUGCAGCAUGUGCUGCACAUUCGCCAACAGGCUAAAGAUAAGGACGACGAGGACUUGGAAGACAUCGAGCGCGAGUGUCUGUUCAAGCUCGUCGACGUCGCGAUCUUGAAGAGCAUGGAGGACCAGGCCGCGAUUGCGAGUGAAAGCGAGAUGCUCGAGACGAUGGUACAAAUGGCCAAGCUGACGACGAACGACGUAUUCCAAGCGGCCGAGCGCACGCCGCCGCCGCAAGGCCAGGGCAUUGAAGUAACGCACAUCAACCCAAAGAUGGAGAUGAAGAAGGAAGUGAUUCGCGGCCAGGUGUUCCAGCCCGGCCACCGACUCCCGACCAUGUCCCUCGAGGAGUACGCCGACCGGGAGCUCGCAGAUGCGUUGGCUCGCCAAGAAAAUGAAAAGAACGCCCCGGUGGGCCCGCGACGCAUCGACCAGCUCGAAGAAGACGGAGACGAAGACAAUUUGGCGCUGGUCGAUGAUGCCACAAUGCGUGACCGCGCGUGGGACGACUGGAAGGAUGCUAAUCCGCGCGGCAUUGGCAACAAGAAAGGGUCACAAUACUAACAAGCUUCCUGCUGAAUGUGUCCAGCUGAUCCGAUCAACACACGCGGUCCGACGAGGAUGGAUGGCCAGUAUUCUGCGCAACGAUGGAACUCCAUCCAUUCACGCCACCAAGAUUGAGACGGUCGUGGUGUGUAGCUACCGCAACAGGCUUACCGACAAUUCAAACGGAUGUUCGGACAUAUGAGAAGUGUCGGC
Molecule: messenger RNA, 1267 nt
Organism: Aphanomyces invadans
Lineage: Eukaryota; Oomycota; Saprolegniomycetes; Saprolegniales; Verrucalvaceae
Exons: 5
Coding region: 14-1072 (352 amino acids)
Biological process (GO): regulation of signal transduction; regulation of dephosphorylation
Cellular component (GO): cytosol
Molecular function (GO): protein phosphatase 2A binding
Source: RefSeq, a predicted model, not a curated record